Daphnia magna is the source of this 2630-nucleotide messenger RNA. RefSeq names its product serine/threonine-protein kinase WNK-like. Gene Ontology annotation, molecular function: protein serine/threonine kinase activity. The record is from RefSeq and is a predicted model, not a curated record. NCBI's taxonomy places the organism in Eukaryota, Metazoa, Arthropoda, Branchiopoda, Diplostraca, Daphniidae. Gene Ontology annotation, cellular component: cytoplasm. Bases 1310 to 2533 code for a protein of 407 amino acids. The transcript has a single exon. Gene Ontology annotation, biological process: intracellular signal transduction; protein phosphorylation.
AUCGGAAUGGCACUUUACUCCGUCGAGAUGCAGUGACGGGCAGCUGUGUAGCUAUCUUUAAGAAAAAGUGUGAAUGUUUUGUUACUAUUAGAGGACCGUGAGUAUGGCUUAUUGUUUAAUAAGAGAAGGGGGGAUUCGGCGAAAUGUUUUCUGUAUUCAGACAAGCCGUUGGUGAUUCAACGGAAGACUGAGUAUUUGGUAUUUCGCGAGGCCGUGAGGCUAUGUCGUUUAUUUUGGCCAAUCGGUUUUUGUUGGUGUGCACGUAGCAAGAAGCAAAAUUGUUUUUGCGAUGACCUUGGCUAGCGACAAUCAAUCCUCUCAUCUAUUUGCACGCGUGACGUAACGCCAAACGCCAAUAAUACCGGGGAUAUAUGCACUUGAGAGUCAACGCAAACGCAUAUUUUGGCGCAUAGGGAAAAACAACAAAAACCUUGAAUUGGAACACUCAAGGUGAUGGCUGGAGCUGUACAAUCCGCAUAUCGCGCUCGGGAGGAAAAAUUUAAAGUUUUUCGCGGAAGUCUGUGCGGCCACCCCAAGAGACCACCAAAAAAACAAAGCAAAACACUUUUCUUUCCUUUAUUGUUUUGGUGUUCAUGAUUGAGUCUGAAACCUUUGAUCCGGUAUUUAUCGACCAGACAGUACCGGUUAUUAUCUGAUUAGUUUUUAUUUAUUUUUCUCUGGAAAUCGAGACGUUUCCGCUUAUUUUUCCAACCCCCCAGGGCAGCCCCAGGGACACAUUUCUUCUUCAAGGACAUCUGCUAUGUUCUACGACCGUUAGAUGGCGUUAAGGUCGCGACUGGCUAAAUCUGAAACCGACACAUUUUUAUCUAUGUGCUUUUACUGCCGUCUGGUGCAAAAGCAGACUGUGGGAGACUGGGUAAAGGUACAGACAUUCGUGAGGGCAGGAGCACUUGGCUGUUUGCCUCUGUGAGAACUGUACGUAAAGCUAGUGAGAGAGAGACGAAAAAAAAAAAAAGAGGUGGAGUUGUGUGUGUCCAUGGUCGAAAUUUUCCGUCGUCACACGUAAAAACACAAUCUGAUAAAUGGACCAACUGGAAACAUUGCAAGUUACAGUUUCGAUGCCGUAAUCCACGAAGUAAGUGGUAUGAGUGAGCUUCCGUUCGUUAGUGAAACAUUUUGUUUGUGUUUUGACGUUUUCGUGGAAUUCUGCCCACUUCCUUCCCUCGCUAUAGUAAAAAAGACUAUGCAGAACGACUUCGAAUUUACAACCCACUAUAACAAUCAUUGUGUGCUCCUUUUCUUGAUUUAGUGCUUAGUGAGAAAGCAGCCUGUGCAUAGUGCCAUCAAUAUGCCGAGAACUAAAGCUAUCAUGCCUAAUAGGAUAGCCACAAAAGCAAGAGAAGAGUCUGAAAAAGGACUUGGGGAAAUAUUGGGCCCCUCUACUCACACUCGUCAGAUGAACAACACCAUAAGAAAUGUCUUCCAGACUCAAUGCCAGUAUGAUGAACCAAGCCAUAAGCUGGUAUUGGGAGGCAGAAGCCCCAGUCAGAGCCCUUCACGCAGCAGCAGCAGCUUCCUCCACAACAGAAAUUCUGCUUCCAGGCCCCCGAUCAAGACCAACAGCAGAGAACACCUGGCUUCCGUUUCACCCAGGUCCGCCAACAACACACAAUCCAACAAUACUCCAUUAAGUAGGAUGGAGCAGUCUUGGCCCCCACCUUCUACUAUUCCUGGAAAGCCUGGGCCUUCAAAAAGUGUGGAAGCCCUCAACCGUCAAGUCAAAGUUGUGCAUACCACCAAGGUUUCCAAAAUCCCAUCACACACUGUUUCAACCAGACCCAGAGUUGGUAUUCUCAACAAAGUGAAGAGGCAGAGCAGUAUGUCAGAGUCAAGCCCAGCAUCUUCCAAUAAAGCAGAGGAGAUCGCACCAGCCAGCAGUAAAUUGGCCACAGAUCUGAUAAACCUCUCCAUCUCAAAGACGCUUUGCCAUCAAGAAUCAACUGACCAAGACUCUGAGCCAGUCACCAGUCAAAUCAAGUCAACUGAGUUGGAGCCUGUCACUCUGCAAACGCAGCCCGAAAUUAAAGAGGAAAACGAGAAGAAGAACAGCCUCGAAACGAUUACCAAAACGGAUCCGCCACCAAUUGGAGGUGGUCAUCGGGAAAACGGUCACGAGAAAGAGGAGGAGAGUGAUGAGACUCACGCAACUGAAGACAACGAAGAACAGGCAGUGGCCACGUCACCAGACGAACGUUUCCUCAAAUUCGAGGAGGAAAUUGGUCGUGGCAGUUUCAAGACCGUCUAUCGAGGGCUUGACACGCAAACGGGAGUUUCGGUCGCCUGGUGCGAACUGCAGGUAAAACUUAGCCGACUAUCGAUUGUAGGUUUAUUGUCCAAUAGUAAGGGGGGAAAAAAAAGAGAGAUAGAAAGAAACACGAAACCGGGUAAUGUGAAACUUUUGCCAUUGCAACGUCGUUCGGAAAAGUUGUCGACCUUUGUCACGGAUCAGAAUAGACGAUCCAUCACAGUUUUCCUGGGUUGUCUCACUUCCGGCUACUCCUCCUCGUAUUAAAUAAAAAAUUCAAACGACUGACUCGUCGUCUCGUUAUGACGUGGUCGAAAGGGUUGGUUCAUGUUUUUAAGUGUCUACCACCAGCGUCUAGCGGCCU